This is a messenger RNA of Annulohypoxylon maeteangense, 2773 nucleotides long. RefSeq names its product small oligopeptide transporter. The transcript has 5 exons. The record is from RefSeq and is a predicted model, not a curated record. Bases 299 to 2632 code for a protein of 777 amino acids. NCBI's taxonomy places the organism in Eukaryota, Fungi, Ascomycota, Sordariomycetes, Xylariales, Hypoxylaceae. Gene Ontology annotation, molecular function: oligopeptide transmembrane transporter activity. Gene Ontology annotation, biological process: transmembrane transport.
CCCAGACCUCGGGACUUGUGAGGACGAUAGCAGAAUACCUGACAAACGUUUGACACAACCGCGAUAACUAAGAUAGAUAGCUAGACUAACCUUAUCACCUUGAGAUAGCUACAUGACAAUAAGUUGCGACCGCGUCAUGGUGGCCAAGUUCUCGGCUUCUCUCAUGCCGAAUUCGUCAAGAAAGAGCCGACAUCAAUUCCAAUAACAAUGGGCUUGUCGCCUCGUCUCGCCCUCAUCGACAAUCAUCAACCCGUCGCUCACCUACACGUUACCCUCUGCGAGAGGUUUGCUGCCAACCAUGGCAGCUGAGAAGAAUGGCCUAGCGCUCGAGAAUAGCGCUAGUGACAAGAAUAGUGAUGACCUCCCUACCGAUCUCAAGACUGGAAAGGACCAAUUUACGGCUAGUCACGAUGUUGAAAUCGCAAAUGGACACCUGGCGGAUCUCGAAGUCGACAUGGGUGAGAUUCUUCACCAGGUCGAGGAGGAAGGCGAUUACGAUGCCGACACGAGCCCGUUCCCGGCUGUGCGAGCGGUCGUGCCGGAAACGGAUGACCCCGCAAUGCCUGUGAAUACUCUCAGGGCUUGGCUUCUGGGUAUUCUGUUUGUAUUCUUGGGUGCUGGGGUGAAUCAAUUCUUCUCGCUGCGCUACCCGGGUGUCCAUAUUGUAUCUCUGGUCGCCGAGUUGUUGGCUUUUCCUGUCGGGGUUGCUCUCGCUAAGUUACUCCCUAUCAGCAGAUUUAACCCGGAUCACCAUUUCAACAUCAAGGAACAUGCUUUGGUCACCGUUAUGAGCAACGUCUCUUUCGGCUUCGGCUCUGCUGACGCGACGAACAUUGUCCAAGCAGCUAGGUUCUACGGCUUCGAAAUGAAGACUGGAUUCUCGGUCAUGGUCGUCAUUUGCUGCCAGCUGUGCGGCUAUGGAAUUGCCGGUCUUUCGAGGUCCCUGCUUGUUGCGCCGGCCACAAUGAUCUGGCCGGGUGUUCUCGGCAAUGUCGCGCUGCUCAGUUCCAUCCAUUCCCGUACCAAUGCGACGGCUAACGGCUGGAAAAUAACCCGUAUUAAGUUUUUCAUGGUCGUGUGCACUGCUGCGUUCAUAUGGUACUGGUUUCCCGGCUUGAUAUUCACAGGUCUAAGUUACUUCACAUGGAUUUGUUGGAUCGUGCCGGACAAUCUAGCAGUGAACCAUAUCUUCGGAAUGGUAACAGGGCUCGGACUAUUUCCUCUGACAUUUGACUGGUCUAUGGUUGCAUAUAAUACCAAUCCUCUACUUAGCCCCCACUGGGCGGCCCUGAAUGUCUUUGUGGGAUUUGCGGUGUUCUUUUGGAUCGUUACCCCUGCCAUUUUCUACACCAACACAUGGUUUACAUCCUACCUACCCCUCUGCACAGCAGAUGUGUACGAUCGCUUUGGGGAGCUUUAUGAUACAGCUAAAGUCAUUACCAACAACUUAUUUGAUCAAGAGAAGUAUGAAGCGUACUCACCGCCGUAUCUGCCUGCGACUUUCGCAUUUGUCUACGGCCUUUCCUUCGCGUCAAUUACUAGCGUCCUAUCACACGUCUACUUUUUCCACCGGGACGAAAUCAAACAUGCAGUCCGUGGAACUCUUAAGCUCGAUAUCCACGCGCGGCUUAUGAAGAGCUAUAAGGAUACUCCUUGGUACUGGUGGUCUUCGAUUAUUGUCAUUGUCUUCGCAAUGAGCGUUGCUAUGACAGAGGUCUACCACACAGGACUGCCGGUGUACGGCAUAGUUCUCGCAUUCGCUAUGGGGAUGAUUUACAUGGUGCCGUGCGGAAUGAUUCAGGGCGUGACGAAUGUCAACGCCAAUCAAAUUAACGUGUUAUCUGAGUUCAUCGGCGGUUACAUGUUCCAAGGAAGGCCAAUGGCGAACAUUUUAUUCAAGACCCUAUCGACUGAUGUUGUCGGCCAGGGAUUGUACUUCGCUGCUGACAUGAAAUUGGGCCACUACUUGAAGAUUCCACCCCGUACUAUGUUUUUCGCACAAGGAAUAGCUACGAUACUUGGUGCUCUUACACAAGUUGGAGUUACUCUGUGGAUGUUAGGCAACAUUCCUGGAGUCUGUGACUCAGACCAACCCAACGGCUUCAGUUGUCCGCAAGGACGUACCGUCUAUAGCAGUUCAGUCAUCUGGGGCUUAGUCGGCCCUGCACGUCUCUAUUCAGUUGGAAAGAUCUACAGUGGUCUAUUACAUUUCUUCUGGAUUGGCCUCGUCUUACCGCCUAUCACUUACUUCAUCUGGAAGAAGACGGGCAACGACGUGGUCCGCAAGAUCAAUUGGCCCCUGAUUUUCGUGGGCACAAGUAACGUUCCGCCGGCCAGUGGAAUUAACUACAGUAGUUGGUAUAUCGUCAACCUUGUCUUCAACAAGAUUAUCUACAAGAAAUUCUACGCGUGGUGGACCAAGUACAACUACGUCCUCGCGGCUGCUCUUGAUACGGGCCUCGCUCUAAGCGGCAUUGUAAUAUUCUUUGCCGUGACAUACGGACCCAACGUUCAAUUCCCGGACUGGUGGGGAAACACGGUAUGGAAGAACACCGCUGACGGGCAAGGCUUGCCAUGGCUGCCUAUGCCGGAUGUCGGAUAUUUCGGACCACCAAAUGGAACAUGGGCUUGAUAGAUAUCAGAUAUGAGAUAAUAGAACUAACAUGAUCAGCAUUCUCAGAUAACUAGAUGCCUCCAGCAAUUGACAAUACGAGAUGAUUUUUCCACAUAUAUUUAACACGAACAUGAUAACAAUUUCCAGCAAUGAACUGAC